AUGGCAACUCAGCAGGUCUUCAGACUCCCGCAACGGUCCUCCAUCAACGACCUCCGCGUCGGAACCGAACCAGUCCCGGAGCCAUCCACGUACGAAGUCCUCAUCCGCAUUCGAAGCGUCGCCCUCAACUACCGCGACUUUGCCGUGGCCACCGGGAAAUACCCCUUCCCCGUCAAAGACGACGUGGUCCCGUGCUCCGACCUGGCCGGCGACGUCGUCAAAGUCGGAAGCCAGGUGACCGACCUAUUCGCCGAGGGAGACAAAGUCAUCGCCGUGUUCGACAUCGCCACGCUCUACGGCGCCAUAAAGGACUGGAACCACAGCCUGGGCGGCUGCCUCGACGGCUGCCUGCGGGAGUACAUCGCCCUCCCCGCCCCGGCCCUCGUCAAGAUCUCCCCGGACGUCUCUCUAAGCUACGGCCAGCUCUCUGCGCUCGUCUGUGUCGGGAGCACCGCGUGGAACGCGCUCUAUGGCAACGUCCCCCUCAAGCCUGGCCAGACCGUCCUGUUUCUCGGCACCGGUGGCGUCUCCAUCAUGGGUCUCAUCCUCGCCAAAGCAGCCGGGGCGACGACCAUCAUCACAUCGUCGUCCGACUCGAAGCUCAAACACGUCCAGGAGACGUACGGCGCCGACUUCACCAUCAACUACAAGAGCACGCCGAACUGGUCCGAGGAAGUGCUCAAGGUCACCAAGGGUCACGGCGCCGACUACAUCCUCGAAAACGGCGGCGCCGGCACUAUCGCCCAGAGCAUCAACGCGGUAGCAUACGGAGGGUCCAUCGCCGUCAUUGGGUUCCUCGCAUCUUGUCCGCAGGACCAGAUGCCGGAUGUGGCGGCCUUGGCCCUGUCCAAGGGCGCGGUUGUGCGCGGUAUCAUGGUGGGAUCCAAGCAGCACCUGGAGGAGGUGGCACGGUACGUCGUGGAACGGGGGUUGCAGAUCCCCGUAGAGAAGGAGUUUGGGUUUGGACGAGACGACGUGGUUGCUGCGUUUGAGUACCUGGCCAGCGGUGCUCACAUUGGCAAAGUGUGCAUCAACGUGUCUUGA
Colletotrichum spaethianum is the source of this 1044-nucleotide messenger RNA. Its product is annotated as zinc-type alcohol dehydrogenase-like protein. Gene Ontology annotation, molecular function: oxidoreductase activity. Lineage: Eukaryota; Fungi; Ascomycota; Sordariomycetes; Glomerellales; Glomerellaceae. The record is from RefSeq and is a predicted model, not a curated record. The transcript has 2 exons. Bases 1 to 1044 code for a protein of 347 amino acids.